This is a messenger RNA of Bufo gargarizans (Asiatic toad), 876 nucleotides long. It is a transcript of the gene EMC9, whose product is annotated as ER membrane protein complex subunit 9. The transcript is spliced from 6 exons. The record is from RefSeq and is a predicted model, not a curated record. Bases 156 to 770 code for a protein of 204 amino acids. Lineage: Eukaryota; Metazoa; Chordata; Amphibia; Anura; Bufonidae. Gene Ontology annotation, cellular component: EMC complex.
UCCCAUGUAGCGAUCUAUGGGCAGCAGAAGCGGAAGUAGCCAGAGCUCCGCCAAUCAGUGCUCCCCACCCGGGCGUUGUCAUGCGUCUUUCACCAAUCAGAGGAGUUUGAGGGCGGAGACAAGCAGCCGGUGAGCUGUGACCUGGAGCUGACAGGAUGUGUGAGGUUGAGCUGAGCACACGUGUGUAUGUGAAGAUGAUUUUACAUGCUGCACGCUAUCCGCACAGCACAGUGAGCGGGGCUCUUCUGGGAUGCAGAACACCUGGCUGCCUUACAUUAUGUGACUGCGUCCCUAUCACUCACCAGCUGCCACUUGCACUCAGUCUAGAGGUGGCGCUAACACAGAUAGACUCCUGGAGUGCUCUUCAAGGACUGGUUAUUGCAGGGUUUUACCAAGCAAACUCUGGUCUUAGAGAUUCAAGUAUCAACUCUGCCACUCUUCGAUCAGCCUCACUAAUAGCCGAAUACCAGGAUGAUGCAGUGCUAAUCUUGAUGGAUAAUGAACAUCUGUCGCCCAGUCCUGGAGUCCCCCCUCUCACAGUUCUACAUCAGAACAGCAACAAACAGUGGGUUCCCAAAGAUAAAACUUUGGUAAUGUGGGGUCAUUGGGAAGAGACUCAGCGUAUCACAAGGAACCUUCUUCAAGCUAAAGCUUACCAGCGACUUAUUGACUUUGACACUCAUCUUGAUGAUAUCAGAGCGGACUGGACCAAUGAAGCAUUGAAUAGGGAAAUAACCCGUCUAGCUGCUGUAGCGAAUGGAAGCUCAUGAACUCUGGAAGUAAUUGUGAUACUUGAUUUUUUUUCACACACACGUAAAUAAGUUGUAUCUGUUUAUCAAGUUACAUUAUUAUAUUGAACACAUUUCAGUUUCCAAA